Hymenoscyphus albidus is the source of this 1178-nucleotide messenger RNA. Lineage: Eukaryota; Fungi; Ascomycota; Leotiomycetes; Helotiales; Helotiaceae. The record is from the annotation of a GenBank genome assembly.
UGUCUCCUUCACAAUUCCUCUCCAAGGCACCGCAACCUGUUCACUUCAACCCACCCAGAAAUCUCACCAACUCGCUGAAAACACCCCCCUUCAGCUCCCCAUCCAUCCGCCAUCAUGGAUUCUAUCCGCGAAGUAAUUCAACCCAUCACCCAAAACCUCCCAGCUCCAGUCCAAGAACUCGGCAUCACUCUCCUGGGCGAAAAGUGCUACAAGACUCUCCUCCUCGAUAUCGACGUCACAUCUACAGAAUGCAUUAAACUCGGCAUCUCGAAGGGUCUCGGACUAGGAAUAAUUGCUGCCUCUUCCAUCGUCAAAGUUCCGCAGAUCCUCAAGUUGAUUUCCUCGGGUUCCGCUGCGGGUGUUAGUUUCUUGUCGUAUCUCCUUGAGACAGGCGCUUUGCUAGUUGGGUUAGCAUACAAUAAACGACAGGAGAACCCCUUUAGUACAUAUGGAGAGAAUGCUUUGAUUUUGGCGCAGGUUGGUACAAUAGAAAGGGGUAUGGCUGGAGAAAUACUGAUUUUGGGAUAGAAUGUGGUGAUUGCGGUGUUGGUUUUGAACUAUACCGGAAAACCGAGCGCUGCUGCUCUGUUCGUGGCUGGUCUUGCUGCGAGUGCAUAUGCCCUAUUCAGUAACGAUAUUCUCGAUAUGCCAACUCUCUAUACCAUCAAUGGAGCUGCUGCCACCAUUGGAGUGGCUAGCAAGCUUCCCCAGAUUCUCGCAAACUGGCAGCAAGGCUCAACCGGUGUUCUAAGCGCAGUUACAGUCAGCCCCCCUCUCCUUUCAUCCCUCUUUCGGAGUUCUGUCUGAUUAUUUUCUUGCAAACAGGUCUUCAGCUACCUCGCCGGCUCCCUCUCCCGAAUUUUCACAACACUUCAAGAGGUGGAUGACAACCAAAUCCUUUACGGAUUCAUCGCAGGUUUCGGGCUCAAUGUUAUUCUGGCUAUGCAAAUGUUAUACUACUGGAACGUUUCAGCAAAGAAGAGUUUGUUGAGCAAGAAGCAACCACUUCCCGUUGCUCCUUCGGCGGGUACUACUACGGCUACACCAAAGGGGAAGUCUCCUACUACUCGUCGUAGAGGAUAGAAUGUUGUAGAAAGAUUUUGCUUUGAUUUAUGUUUUUUUGACUCCCUAAUUACGGUUGUAGUCUUGCGAAUUUCAAUUAAUUUAUUGGAUAUGUG